UCUCAUUGAUACAGCUGCGAGAAGAUAAAGCUGGGAAAACAGAUACUUGUAUUCUGAAGAUUUUUUUUUUCACUGUAUGAAGAAGCUCCUGCACUUCUGAUUUGUUUGUAGCUAUACAUAAGCCAUUUAUUAUUUCCUGUAGUCAUAUCCUCCCCUUCCCUCCAGCAUCUGGUAUAAAGUAACCAAAUAGUAAAUCCAGAGAUUAUGAUUACUCAUUUCUUCACAGUCUUUUGUGUCAUUCCAACCAUGAGACUCAUCUUUCAAGCAUAUUUGAUGAUCUUCAUGCUAGGCAACCUCAUGGCUUCUCAGUCACGAUCUUCUGGUGGGAAAAAUGUCACCAACAUCACAAUAAUCAACUUAAAUAAUGAGAAGAUGCAGAUCACAUGGGCAGCAAGACAGCUUUUUCCCAAUGAGAAUGUGUCAUUUUUUUACACAUUUGAUGAAGGCAAGAACAAAGUUUUGAAGCCAUGUACCACCUAUUUAUUGGAUCAGGAUUAUAAUUCUGGAUGUCUUUUUAAGACAGAAGGACCUACCCUUGCCAUUUCUAUCAGGAACAGCAAUGGAAGUGAAGAGCUUUUUUCUAAAAAUCUAAAAGCUGAUUUUUACAUAAAGCCCAGUCCACCAGAAAAUGUGACUUUCUUCUGGGAAGAGGACACUGUUACUGUAAGCUGCAAUAAACCAAAGAGAAAUGCAUGGUGCUUGACACUUGAGCUUCAGUACAAAAGCAAGUUUGACAAAGAGUGGCAAUCCAGAACUUCUAAAUGCUGCAGUAUUGGAGAGCAAGGCUUUGAUCCAAGGAAGUGCUACUCUUUCCGGGUCAGACUGAGGAGGCGAGUACCCUCCUGCAACGAAGUUGAAUACAGCAGUGACUGGGCAGCUGAAACAUUUUGGAUGAGCGGCACGUUAUUAGAUUCAUGUGAUGAUGAUAUAACUCCUCAGUCAAAAACAGUAAUUGUUUUAAGUUGUUUGCUGGCAGUAUUCUUAAUGAUGGUAAUCCUCCUGAUUCUUCUGUGCAAAUGGCAGAGGGUUCAGGUGUCAAUCCUGCCUGCUAUACCAGACCCAAAAUACCCCUUUGCUGAUCUCUUCAAUUAUCAUAAUGGAAACUUACAGGAAUGGCUAGACAAAAAUGACCACGUGGUGUUGCAAGCCAAGCUAGAAUAUGAAGAACCAGAGUCCAUCACCGAGGCAGAAAGCCAGCAAGAAGAUGGGAAGAACAGUGACAAACAGGGGCCUUUGGAAAAAAUCUUCACUUUUCCAGGAGCAGCUGAAAAUAAUGAUAGCAAAGCACCUGAGAUUGCCUGCCUGAUACCAUCAUCCAACACUACAGCUCCUUUUGCUGGCUUCCAUAUUUUAAUGAAUGAUGACAUGUAUGUGACGUUAUAAAAGCUGCAGAAGGUGUUAGGAAAUUCCAUAAAAAUCCUGAUGAGUUUGGGAGAGUAACUAGUAGAAAAGGUCAUCAUGAUAAGAUUCACAUCAAGAAAGACACUGGGCUGUGUUUUUAGAUGUGUACUUUCCCAACAGCUAUGAUCUCCUGGGCAGACUCAAGUGUUUGAAAUGAGCUCCUGAUAAUUUAUAGAGUCAGGAUUUGUUCUUCUAAUUGGGGUUUAUCCCUAAGGCCCAUUUUCCUUCUAUGGACAGGGGAGCACAGGAACUCCCCCAUAAUAUAUGUCAGCAGAGCUGAGAUUUAUUCCUUCUGCUUAUGAAGUGUGUAGAGCAGGGCAAAUGACACCAAUGUUCUUCCCAAAUGAAGACAGAAAAUAAAGAGGUUUUGCUGUCUCAUGUAAAGAGAUUUUUGUUGCGUAACUUUGCAUUUCAUGGCACUCCUUAAAGGCUUUAUUGAGAGGAAUAAGGCCCAUUUCUAAGAAGAGAAGAGCAAGAAUGUACAGAAUUGAAUCAUAUUUUAGCCUUCUGUGUAGGCAGCUUCUUCCAGAACUGAUGGGCUUCAAGGUUUCCUCAGAAGGUCAUGUCCUCUGUAUCUUACAGUUUUUGAAUAGUCAGCAUCUUACAGCCUUUAUUUUAGAAAACUGAAGUUCAUUUUAAGCAUUAAAGUACUUAUGUUUAACUGAGUUUAAUUUAAUUCAAACUGGGUUAAGUGCAAUCAGCAGCUGUAGACACAAAUUAGGACUUCUUGUUCAUAUUGCAUAUAUUAGUCUCUUGUUUUUCUUUAGCAAAUGGUGAGCUUGGUUUUUUAAACAAGUCUAAAAAUAAGCUUAGAACAAUAUUUUUAGGUUUUCUAAAUAUACCAUCAUUUAAAGUAUGUUUAAUUUAAAAUUUAGAAUGCAAAAUACUAAGCAAUAAGACUUGAGAAAAAAAUCUUGACUAUUCUGAGUUUCGCUAUAUCACUCAUGUUAAAUAUUAUUUGAAAGCAAAUUUUAUAAAAAAAUUUAGGUGUCUAUCAUCUGGGUAAGCAGAUACAGUGUGAUUAUAUGCUGAAUUAGCUAGUUAUUCAUCUGCAUAUCAGUCAGUUAACUGAGCUUUGUCAAUCACAUGCUUUCAUUAUGCAAACACUGUAAUUUAUUGUGCAAAUUGGAAACUGCACAUAUCACAAACUUACAGAGAUAAGUAAAAUAUUUUAAUUCAGUGCUUUAAAAACUUCAGUUCCAGAUCUUUUUAAGAGUAGUAAAUGAUAAUAUGGAUCUUCAAGUGUUAAGAUCUUUGUCUAGGUGUUCCAGUUUGUUAUACAAAAAAAAAUACAGACAUUUUCUGGCCAGUAAGUGGGAAACUUAAUUUGAAGGACAGUUCAGCCACAUUCCCCAAGCUUUUUUUUACAUCAUCACAGAUUUGACUGUUCACUGACAAGAUCAACAUGCUAGCAAAGGAUUUCCCAUAAUCCUGAAAACAAUUUUGCCUUGUGUGAAAGUUUGGGGGAUGCUUUUUGUACACUGCACACUUCUGGAAUUUUUUUUGUGAAAGGUAACCAUGAAAAAUUUCAAUUGCACUGUAAGAAGGCAUGGAAUUUUAAGCUAAUUCUGUAAAAUUUGAUGAGCAGAAACGAUCUCAGCUCAGCUCUUUGUACAUGAUAUAAAUUGUCAUUAUUGCAUUAGAUCCAAAGAAGUUAUAAUGAAUUACAACAGACAGGAACCUGCUCCAGUAAAAAUUCUAUUAAUAAAGAGGGAAGUAAAGCACAGAAAAAAAUGUUUAGUUGCUUCCUCUUCAACCCACAUCAUACGGUUACCUGCAAGGCUAGCUACUUCAAUUAAACCACUUUCUGUUGGGUAAAUACUUGACUAUCUGGAUUCAAAAUGUUUUAGUACAUUUUUGUGAAAUUUUACUCUGAAAAAAAACAGAGGAGAAUAUCACGCUGAAUUGUUGCGUUUAAGCAGCUGUCCUGAAAUGUUCUAAUCAUGUAAGUUUUUAGUAUAAACUAUAUCUCAUACUGUGUUUUAUAGACAGAAAGGUUUUUCUGUGCAUGUAUGCAACUACACUUACAUUGUAUAUAACACAUUAGAAAUAAAACAAAUAAAACACCCACACACCUGAAAUAUUUAUUUUUAAAAUAUUGCCCAAGAAAAAAAUAAAACAUAGGGAAUAAUUUGCAUUCAAAACAAAUCUCUACUCUCCCCUCCCUUCAAAAAAAAAAAAGCCUUCCACUCCUUAGAAACUCUUCCAGAAUGUCUACAGAGUGAUG
This is a messenger RNA of Taeniopygia guttata (zebra finch), 3628 nucleotides long. RefSeq names its product cytokine receptor like factor 2 (gene CRLF2). Lineage: Eukaryota; Metazoa; Chordata; Aves; Passeriformes; Estrildidae. The record is from RefSeq and is a predicted model, not a curated record. Gene Ontology annotation, molecular function: protein binding.